AGCGGAGGAGGAGAUGUUGGUACCACGAUGUAAAGAGUAGAAACUCGGUCGUUUUUCGGAGUGAAAAGUUGUUUACUGUUGUCUACCGUUGUUGACUGACUUUAUACGAGUUAUACAAAGCUGGGGGAAAUGUAGGAACUUCCUGGCCGCCGGUGUCGUUGCUUCACGAUGGAGGAACCAGCGACAAGUAUUCUCCACAGAGAGUUUGAAAUGUCCCUGUCAGACGGUGCCUCGGACGACGAUAUGCCCUUAACGUUACCCACAGAGGGCAGCCACAGUGGGAGCAUCCGAAAGGGAUGCGAUCCUUUCGCCCAGACUCAGCGCAGUAAACUGCAGCACAGAAGAGCGCGCAUCAACCAGCAAAUCAACAAGGAGAUGCUAAUGAGAGCCGGAGCAGAGAACUUGUUCAGAGCGACGACCAACAACAAGGUGAGGGAGACUGUCGCUCUGGAGCUCAGCUUCGUCAACUCCAACCUGCAGCUGCUGAAGGAAGAACUAGAGGAGCUCAACAGCAACAUGGAGGUCUACCAGACAGACAGUGAGGCUGUCAACGUUCCCAUGAUCCCACUCGGUUUAAAAGAAACCAAAGAGGUGGACUUCACUGUUUCUAUCCAGGACUUCAUCUGUGAGCACUAUGGAGAGGACAGCUCUCUGUACGACAAGGAGAUCAAGGAGCUUAUGGAGCUCAGACAGGCCAUGCGUACACCCAGUCGCAACCAGGCUGGUCUGGAGCUGUUGAUGGAGUACUACAACCAGCUGUACUACCUGGACCAGCGCUUCUUUCCUCCACACAGGAACCUCGGCGUUCACUUCCACUGGUACGACUCUCUGACAGGCGUCCCGUCGUGCCAGCGUGCGCUGGCCUUUGAGAAAGGAAGCGUGUUGUUCAACAUCGGUGCUCUGUACACACAGAUCGGAGCACGGCAGGACCGCUCUGCCACAGCUGGAAUAGACCGAGCUAUAGAUGCCUUUCAGCGAGCUGCAGGUGCGUUUAAUUACCUUAAGGAGAACUUCUCCAACGCGCCAAGUCUGGACAUGAGUGGUCCGUCGCUCUGCAUGCUGGUCCGGCUGAUGAUCGCCCAGGUGCAGGAGUGUGUCUUCGAGCGCGUCACGCUCACGACACAGGACAUACACUUCACUUCUCAACUCAGCCUGGCACAGGAGGCUGCACGCGUGUCGGACGUCUACUUGUUGGUGCAGCAGACCAUGACGCAGCCUCUGAUGAAGGACUACGUGCCCUUCUCGUGGGCGUCCAUGGUUCAGGUCAAAUCUGAGCACUUCCGUGCUCUCUCACACUACUACACUGCUGUUGCCCUCUGUGACCACAUGUCUCCUGUAGCAUCUGCUGAGGAGAAGGAGCAGCAUGAGGAGGAAGCAGAGAAGGCUUUCCUCCAGUUCUAUGUCAGCACUCCUCUAGGGCCGUCGCUCAGCCAGGUCCUACAAGACCCUGAAAAGAGACGAAAGCUUGGUAAAGCUCACUUGCGGCGUGCAGUAAUUAGACACGAGGAGGCGAUGCGUGUCCACGGUCUGUGUAAGAUCCUGAGGAAGAUGGACAUUCUGCAGGACGUGCUGUCUCUCACACACAAACGCUCUUUGGACAAGUACUCCGAGCUGGACCGAGAGGAUGACUUUGAUGAAACCGCAGAGGCUCCAGAGAUACAGUCUCAAACCCAUCAGAAACCAGACAUCACUCCAACCAACUUCUCUACAGUGCAGGUUACUGACAUCUUCCAAAGACUGGGGCCUCUGUCAGUGUUUUGUGCGCGGGCUCGUUGGGGCCCGGUGCGACUGAUCUGCCUGCAGAGGAGAGAGGGCGGCCUGGGCCUCACACUCAGAGGAGACUCCCCCGUCCUGGUGGCAGGAGUCAUACCUGGAGGCUGUGCAGCGGAGGCAGGACUGAGGGAAGGAGACUACAUCGUAGCAGUGGACGGACAGGACUGUAAAUGGGCCAAACACGGCGAGGUUGUCAACAUGCUGAAGAGCUGCAGUGAGAGUGGGGUGGAGCUCAGUGUUGUCACUUUACACUCACAUGAUACACAGCAGGUUUGUGAGCGAAGGGCCAUCAUGCUGUCCAACUGUGGCGAUAAAGAAAAUGCUCGGCAGCGCCUGCUGGGCGCGGCUAAGGGCCAGAGCUCCGCCUCCCUGCUGAACUGGAACAGAAAGAAGAAGAGAGAGGGCAGCAGCGUCACCAAGAGACUAGGAAGCACUUUCAGUCUGUCAUUCGGAAGCAUCAGAGACGCUGAGGACAUGUACUGAGACAUGACUGCCGAGGAACUGCUCAGGGAAUCAGUGGAGCACACGGUACGAUGACGGCUGCAGACAGACUGAUGCUAAGUGCUGCACCAAUAACACAAACUCACAACCAGAGGUCUGAUCUACCAACAAAAAGCACAAAUUUAAAUGUUGAUCCUGGCUCAUAUUUUGCUUAAGCACAGUCCAGUUUGUUAUAUGGAAGCAUACGCACCAGGUAGAAAACCGUGUAGCACGUAGCUUUUCGCAAAUGUUUACCUUGCAGGAAUGAAGAGGGUGGAGCUUACUAUUGCUACGACUCAGAGCAGUAGAAACUGUGGUGAAGAGUCUAAAGAUGUGUUGACACAGAACACGAGAUGCAGGGCAAGAUGUGAGUGGACGUGAUGUUGAGCUUGCACGUUGCAUGUUCAGCCAACAAGUCACGCUGCCCUGCCUUGCCUUGUGUGGUGUUGCAUUUCCAUCACCUUUCCCUGCUUCCAUCAUGGUUUUGUGGUUCAGUCAUUUUGAGACAAAACUCGGCUUGUUAAGUUUACAGGCUGCCCUGUUAUUGCUCCUGCAUCACUCUGUGUACAAUGACACUAACAUGACACUACAAUGACGCUAAAAACGAAUUGUCGUCGACUUCUCUGUGAGACAGGGAGCUAUGAACAGUCAAAGAAUAUUUGAGCCCAGCAUCAAGUCUUAAGGAUCCUUCGAGCAUGUGAAUAUGGAGAUCUGAUAGGUCCACAAACUUUUUUUAAAACCAGAUUCACACUAGUUCCUCUGAUCUGGAUUUAUCAAAAAAAGGAGUUCAAUGGCAACACACACACACACACACACACACACAC
Molecule: messenger RNA, 3077 nt
Organism: Seriola aureovittata
Lineage: Eukaryota; Metazoa; Chordata; Actinopteri; Carangiformes; Carangidae
Gene: rhpn1
Product: rhophilin, Rho GTPase binding protein 1
Exons: 16
Coding region: 169-2256 (695 amino acids)
Biological process (GO): negative regulation of stress fiber assembly; signal transduction
Molecular function (GO): protein binding
Source: RefSeq, a predicted model, not a curated record